AUGACCCAACUCUGUGGUCGCAUCCCCAGGCCGGUCCGCUCAUGUGCCACCAUUCCCGGGGCCGUGGCGGCCACCGUGCUACUCGGCAUCUACCUCCUCGUGCGACCAGCACUAGGGGAAUUGGAGCCGCUACCCAUCGACCGUCACAUCAUUCGCGCGCGGACUCGAGGCGAAGCAGCCUCGUCCACGGAAAAGACGGCCGAUGCCGAGCCCCCAUAUCGGCUAGAUGAGUUCCCCGGCGCAAGGCAGCUUCGCACCUCGUACGGCACGAUGCAGGUUUUCGAAUGGGGGCCCGAAGACGGAGAGAAGGUCCUCCUAAUCCACGGUAUCGGCACGCCAUGCAUAGCCCUGGGUGACAUGGCCCGAGAAUUCGUCGCAAAAGGCUUCAGGGUAAUGCUGUUUGAUCUCUUCGGAAGAGGAUACUCAGAUGCCCCGGCUGAUCUGCCAUAUGACGAUCGCCUCUACACCACGCAGAUCCUGCUCGGGCUGUCCUCGUCGCCGCUGCCGUGGACCGGCUCCUCCGUCUUCCACAUCCUCGGCUUCUCCCUCGGCGGCGCCAUCGCCGCCUCCUUCGCCACCUACCACGCCAACAUGCUGCGAUCCGCCACGCUCGUCUGCCCCGCCGGCCUCGUGCGCCCCGCGCACAUAUCCUGGAGCAGCCGCCUGGCCUUCAUACUGGGCGACCACAUCCCCGAGUUCCUGGUCCAGCGCCUGGUGCGCCGGCGGCUGCGGCCGUCGUCGUCCCAGCACUCCAGCGUGGACAUCCCGGACGGCGCCGAGGACGCUGACGUCGACUUUAACGCGGUGCCCGUUGGUGGCCGCACGAUCGGCGAGGUGGUGCGCUGGCAGUUUGACGGGAACGACGGGUUCGUGCCCGCGUUCGUGAGCACCAUCCGCAACGCGCCCAUCUACGCGCAGCACAAGACGCUGUGGCCGCGGCUAGCAGAGGCACUGGCGGUGCGGCGGCGGCAGCCGGUGGACGGGGAGGCGGCUGAGCGUCGUCCGGUCGGGAUGUCGACGGGGCGGAUCUGCCUGAUCGUGGCAGACAAGGAUCCCAUCAUCGUGGGGGCGGAGUGCGUCGAGGACACGCGCGCUAUCUUGGGUGAAGAUGGUGUGGAUGCUUAUAUCCUCAAGGGAGGUCAUGAGAUUGCCAUCUCGCGUGGCAAAGAGAUUGCCAACAUUGCCAUUGAAUCUUGGACGAAAUUUAGAAAGGAAUAG
Messenger RNA from Cordyceps fumosorosea ARSEF 2679, 1218 nucleotides. RefSeq names its product alpha/beta hydrolase. The transcript is spliced from 2 exons. The record is from RefSeq and is a predicted model, not a curated record. Gene Ontology annotation, biological process: regulation of lipid storage. Lineage: Eukaryota; Fungi; Ascomycota; Sordariomycetes; Hypocreales; Cordycipitaceae. The coding region runs from base 1 to 1218 and encodes 405 amino acids. Gene Ontology annotation, cellular component: endoplasmic reticulum.